Messenger RNA from Naegleria fowleri, 1032 nucleotides. RefSeq lists its product as uncharacterized. Gene Ontology annotation, cellular component: ESCRT I complex. Bases 1 to 1032 code for a protein of 343 amino acids. Gene Ontology annotation, biological process: ubiquitin-dependent protein catabolic process via the multivesicular body sorting pathway. The transcript has a single exon. Lineage: Eukaryota; Heterolobosea; Eutetramitea; Acrasida; Naegleriidae. Gene Ontology annotation, molecular function: ubiquitin binding. The record is from RefSeq and is a predicted model, not a curated record.
AUGAAGCCCUUCGCCUAUCGGGAAAGAGAGGAAGAUGAUUUCGAAAUCAUUGAAACGUAUCAAAAGAAAACAAAUCAUCGUAAAUCUCAUGGAUCAUCAUCUUCCGAAAGCGAUUUUGAAAUAAUUGAAUCGUAUCAAGAUGUGUUAAAAAGAAGAGAGGCUGAAAGGAAGAACAUGUAUCCGCAGCCAAGUAACGGAAUUGAGGCAGUUGGCAAUCGUCGGAAUAGUAUGAACGAUUUUCAACCAACGAGUCCGAGGGGCCAAAUCAGCAGACCACCAUCUGUUUCAAUGAGUACUAAUUCUUUCGUGUUAUCAACUGGUGUUCCAAAUCUUGUGGUCGAUUCUCGAUUGCAUCAAAAUUAUGAAGUUUAUAACUUCAAGCCUGAUUUUGAGUUGGAAUAUAUUAAACGAGUGGAGCAUGAAAUGAAGAUGGAAGAAGAGGAAGAAAAGAGACGCAAGAUCAAAUUUAAUUUACUAUUACAGACGCUGAAUACUAAGCCAACUACAGAGCGAAACCUAAUGUCUCCGACAUUAAUGAAUAUCAAUGAAAAUAUUACUCCUCUUCCACCAAACUCCUCAAGACCAUCAAAUCCUUCAAUGACAACAAUUCCACGAAACACAAUCCAACCUGUACAAAGCUCAACAGAGUUUUCAUCUUCUAACUUUUACUCGUCACCAUUCAAUAUGCCUACUUUUCUGACUGAAGAAGAACGAGAUAGUUAUAAGCAUGCUAUAGAAAUUGGAUUUUCUCCAGAUAUUUCUACUUUUGCAACUGAAGCCUAUAGGGGCGAUAAAAUUAAGGUCCUCGAUUUUCUUGACAAGCACAAACAACUUUCAGAGAUGAACUUUCAGGAUUUGGACAUACGAGAAGCAUUGUUGUUAACAGACAGAAGUUUAGAUCAGUCUUUAGACAUGCUCGUUCAAAAGUCACCUAAUCACUACCAGUCUCCCAAUUUCCACACUUCAUCCAUGUCUCAACCCUCCUCCUUUGUAAAUAUGAACUCCUCUCAACUGAAUCAAAUAAAUUAUUAA